Molecule: messenger RNA, 2765 nt
Organism: Cercocebus atys (sooty mangabey)
Lineage: Eukaryota; Metazoa; Chordata; Mammalia; Primates; Cercopithecidae
Gene: MAN1A1
Product: mannosidase, alpha, class 1A, member 1
Exons: 13
Coding region: 259-2469 (736 amino acids)
Biological process (GO): carbohydrate metabolic process; N-glycan processing
Cellular component (GO): Golgi membrane; endoplasmic reticulum; extracellular exosome
Molecular function (GO): mannosyl-oligosaccharide 1,2-alpha-mannosidase activity; calcium ion binding
Source: RefSeq, a predicted model, not a curated record
ACGUCACAUUUCCAGAGAAGGGUGAGGAUGAAAUAAGGCGACUACAAAUCAGCUUUCAGAAAUGGGAAGUCAGUCAACGUUUUCCUCUCUGAUAACCCUUUAUUUGUGCAGCAACAGGGGAAUUACAACACAUUUUGGAAAAUAAUUUCUAUUGGACCAACUCCUCACUUCGCUGGAAGUAGUCGGAUCCAAGACUUAAUUUCAACACAAUGUCCGACUUAUUGCUUGAAGCUACCGCAGCAUAAAACUCGUCUUCGAAUGGAAAAUUUGACCAACUUCUAUGAGGGGCUGCAGCCUGCGGUCUGUCGCGCGUGCCUGUGUGCCCGAGGAGCCGCCCCGGGGAGAAGACCCGGCGCGGAGUUGUUCCCCCAGGGGAGAUCCGCAGCCCAGCCGAGGGGGUCGGGCGGCCUGGAUACGCAAGACCCAGCCCCGCAGCCGCGGACGCCCAGCGGCGGCGAAGUUUGGCUGCUGAGCAGCGCGGCGCUGGGCCACUGGACAGCGGGAGCGAUGCCCGUGGGGGGCCUGUUGCCGCUCUUCAGCAGCCCCGCGGGCGGCGGCCUGGGCGGGGGGCUUGGCGGCGGCGGCGGCAGGAAGGUGUCGGGCCCCGCCGCCCUCCGCCUGACGGAGAAGUUCGUGCUGCUGCUGGUAUUCAGCGCCUUCAUCACGCUCUGCUUCGGGGCGAUCUUCUUCCUGCCAGACUCCUCCAAGCUGCUCAGCGGGGUCCUGUUCCACUCCAGCCCCGCCUUGCAGCCGGCCGCCGACCACAAGCCCGGGCCCGGGGCGCGCGCCGAGGACGCGGCCGAGGGGCGAGCCCGGCGCCGCGAGGAGGGGGCACCCGGGGACCCGGAGGCCGCCCUGGAGGACAACUUGGCCAGGAUCCGCGAAAACCACGAGCGGGCUCUCAGGGAAGCCAAGGAGACCCUGCAGAAGCUGCCCGAGGAGAUCCAAAGAGACAUCCUACUGGAGAAGAAGAAGGUGGCCCAGGACCAGCUGCGUGACAAGGCGCCGUUCAGAGGCCUGCCCCCGGUGGACUUCGUGCCUCCCAUCGGCGUGGAGAGCCGGGAGCCCGCCGACGCCGCCAUCCGCGAGAAAAGGGCAAAGAUCAAAGAGAUGAUGAAACAUGCUUGGAAUAAUUAUAAAGGUUAUGCCUGGGGAUUAAAUGAACUGAAACCUAUAUCAAAAGGAGGCCAUUCAAGCAGUUUAUUUGGUAAUAUCAAAGGAGCAACUAUAGUAGAUGCCCUGGAUACACUUUUUAUUAUGGAAAUGAAAAAUGAAUUUGAAGAAGCAAAAUCAUGGGUUGAAGAAAAUUUAGAUUUUAAUGUGAAUGCUGAAAUUUCUGUCUUUGAAGUAAAUAUACGCUUUGUUGGUGGACUACUCUCAGCCUACUAUCUGUCUGGAGAAGAGAUUUUUCGAAAGAAAGCAGUGGAACUUGGGGUAAAAUUACUACCUGCAUUUCAUACUCCCUCUGGAAUACCUUGGGCAUUGCUGAAUAUGAAAAGCGGUAUUGGAAGGAACUGGCCCUGGGCCUCUGGAGGCAGCAGUAUUCUGGCAGAAUUUGGAACCCUGCAUUUGGAGUUUAUGCACUUGAGCCACUUAUCAGGAAACCCCAUCUUUGCUGAAAAGGUAAUGAAUAUUCGAACAGUACUGAACAAACUGGAAAAACCACAAGGCCUUUAUCCUAACUAUCUGAAUCCCAGUAGUGGACAGUGGGGUCAACAUCAUGUAUCAGUUGGAGGUCUUGGAGACAGCUUCUAUGAAUAUUUGCUGAAGGCCUGGUUAAUGUCUGACAAGACAGAUCUGGAAGCUAAGAAGAUGUAUUUUGAUGCUGUUCAGGCCAUUGAGACUCAUUUGAUCCGCAAGUCUAGCAGCGGACUAACUUACAUCGCGGAGUGGAAAGGGGGCCUCUUGGAGCACAAGAUGGGCCACCUGACCUGCUUUGCAGGAGGCAUGUUCGCACUCGGGGCUGAUGGAGCUCCCGAAGGCAUGGCCCAACACUACCUUGAACUCGGAGCUGAAAUUGCCCGUACCUGUCAUGAAUCAUAUAAUCGAACAUUUAUGAAACUGGGACCAGAAGCUUUCAGAUUUGAUGGUGGUGUUGAAGCCAUUGCUACAAGACAAAAUGAAAAAUACUACAUCUUACGGCCAGAAGUUAUGGAGACUUACAUGUAUAUGUGGAGACUGACUCAUGAUCCAAAGUACAGGAAAUGGGCCUGGGAAGCUGUAGAGGCCUUGGAAAACCAUUGCAGAGUGAAUGGAGGCUAUUCAGGCCUAAGGGAUGUUUACCUUCUUCAUGAGAGUUAUGAUGAUGUGCAGCAGAGUUUCUUCCUGGCAGAGACAUUGAAAUAUUUGUACCUAAUAUUUUCUGACGAUGAUCUUCUUCCACUGGAGCAUUGGAUCUUCAAUAGCGAGGCACAUCUUCUCCCUAUCCUCCGUAAAGAAAAAAAGGAAGUUGAAAUCAGAGAGGAAUAAAAAGACAUUUUAUCUUUUACUCUGCUCCAUUCCCUUCACUGCAUACCUUAAUAAUUCCUUUCCUGGUAAUCAGGCACAUGAUGAACUUUGAUUUGUAGGUCUGUGAUUAAGGUCUUAAAUUGUUUUGCAGUCUUUUAUGUUUAUUAUCAUAAGUAUAGGUGGACCUAAAUUCCUUAUCGUAUCCUUUAUUAUUCAGCCAGUGUAUCCACCAGUUUUUUGUUUGUUUUUAAGUAACCUAUUAUCUCUGGAGUUCAUGAAGGUGUAAUACCAUUUUUAUUAAACUGAGUAGAAUGGUA